GCCGCGGUUGCUGUUUGUUUUGUUAUUACAUCUGUCUGUCCUGUCCAUCAUUCUGUCACCGGCUUCAAAAUCAGAUUGAAAACAAAAACAUGUGAACAUCACGGCAUUGUCAACUGCCGUUUUCGUUAGGAGAUAGUCUCCUGAUGGUGAUAAUAAUCCGUAAAUCUCUAGUUCCGUGAACCAUGAUCAUAGCUUUGCAGACGUUGAUAUUUUUCCGGCAAACACUGCUGUCUGCAUUGGACCGGCUGAUUGGUCCUUACUACAAGCACCUGACGCUGACGUUUAGCAGAUACAACCCCGAGGAUGAGGAUGAGGAAGAGGAGGUAUUCGCGGAGUUUGACGACGAGAAGGGCGUGGUGUUUUACCCGCCGGUGUACGUUCAGCGGUACGCGGCAGUCAGUGACUGUCUGAUGGACGAGCGGUGGCGCGGGAAGCUUGAAAAGGUGGUUGACCUAGGUUACCAUGACAUGAGUUUCAUCAAAUACCUGAAGGAGGUGCAAGGUAUCCGUUGUAUAAUGGGAGUGGACAUUGAAAGCAUCCCUCUCCGCUGCUCGUCCGAACUGCUCGGCUGUGAAGAAUAUGCACCGAAGAGAGAAAGCCCACUACAAGUCACUCUAUUCCAAGGUAAUGCUGCAGAUCCCGAUUACAGGCUUAUUGGCUGUGAUGCAGUGAUAGCCAUAGAGAUGAUUGAACACAUGUUACCGCACGACCUGGACAGACUUGUGCACACAGUCUUCGGAUUCAUCAAGCCAUGGAUUGCCAUCUUCACCACACCCAAUUCCGAUUUCAACCCGCUGUUUAAGUCUUUAGAGAAGAAUGGACUGCGACGGCUGGACCAUUUCUUUGAGUGGUCCAGAGAACAGUUUCAUGACUGGUGCAGUAACAUAGUGACUCGCUACCCCCAGUUCACGGUGACCUGCUUGGGCAUAGGCCCUGGACCUCCAGGCACACAGCACCACGGCUGCUGCAGCCAACUCGCACUGUUCAUCAACAAGAACUACGUCAAACAACAGGAUCUUAACAUCAAUAGCUUGGCGCUGGUGUCAAAUGUCCCUUCUCCACACAACAUCACAGAUGUGAUCGGAGGGUGGGAGAGUCCAAUUAAUGAUCCAAUUAAUGAAAAUAACCUAAUUUAUCCAGAAAACAACGAGUCCUUAACAGACUUCCUUUACUCCAACAAACAAUCCUGUGUUACCAUCGUCAUAACUUCCCCUGCGUUCUCUCUCCCUGCUUUGGAAUACCGUGAUAAAACGUCGCAAUGCAAUUUGGACUCUGAGUUCGGGAAGAACUUCCUCAUGUUUAACGAAGAGGAGAUGUGCAUCAGCGUGCUUGUCCCUCGGAGGAAGAUGGAGAGCCGGGUGUAUGAGAUUGAGGAUAUCAAUAGCAGAUUGAACUGCACAACUUUUCAAGUUACCAAAUUCUCGAAGACGACCCAAAAUUUGAUGGCGAAGAACAAGUUAGACUCGUUAGUCCAUACUAGAGAAGUCGUGAACGAGAUCAGACAUUUGACCAGAAUGCUCAAUUUUAACAAAGAACCGUUGACUCAGAGGGGUGAGCGUGGGUACGUUUGGUGCAAUAUCAACUGGGGUGAUGACGCUCCGUACUGGAACCAGUACUACAAAGUUGUUAGGGAGUUCAAUUAUCCGUUUGAGACCAAAUCGGAUGAGAGUCGUGUAUUGGAUUUGAUAUCGGAGGAAAUAAACCGUAUGAUAGACGCUCAAUACGAUGAAGAGUUCUCCACUGAAGUCAACAAGCUGGAAAUUCCUAUGGACCACCUGAUGAGGGUGGUGCGACACAUCACCAAUGAUGUUGAGAAAGUCAAGGAUUUGCUGGAAUGGAACGGCUAUGAGAUAGUGGACAACGUGGUGGUUCACUCGCGAAUGGUGGUCAACGGAACUUCUAUGGGGUCGUGUGACGACGACUGGCCAGACAACGACACCGUCUCAGAUCUCGAUACUACGGAUGUUCAUUCCACUUCUAUUUCUGAUGGAAGUACUAUCGCGGCAGAUUACCAUGGUUCGAUUUUUACCUUACAACAAAGCCGUUGUCUCCACCGCGCUCUCGAUAAGAAAGUUCGAGAACUCCGCACGAUGUUGUCUGCCGACGAAGACAUUACUUCGGAGUUGGACCGUGUGGUAUGCAGGCUGAUGAAGCUAGCUCUACGGAGUAGCAAGGGCAAGCAGACGCCGCCGCCGACCCGCUGGAUGCAGUGCAAACUGCUAGACCUCCUCACAUUGACUGAGAAGUCUAUAUCGAGGCGGAGACGGCAAUAUCUGGACGGAAUCACGCUGAAAGCUCUUGGUUACGGUCACGAAAAUACAAUAUCCAAGGACUAUAUUGCCUUUGAACGUUUGAAAAGAGACGACCGCACAGUGAGAAAUAUUAUGAAUAAAUAUAAUCAUUUGAUCGAGGUAGCAGAAAUUCGACAGAACUAUGACCCCUUGGGUUUUGGCUUUGAAGAUGACUUAAUGGACCAGGAGAGCAACGACUUUUUUAAAGAUUUCGAAUUCAGUGAAGUAAGAUAUUCUAUUCAAACAGAAACAGAAAUAGUGAAUGACGUUGAAGAAAACUUCACUAAUGAGGAAGCUCGAGCUUGGAUGGAGCAAAACAAUAUAGAAAUCGUUCCCUACCCUGAUCAUACCAAAACAGGGUUAAGCUCUUCCGAUCAAAGCACGUCAAAUGGCGUGCGACACAGACACAAGAAAUCUCGCAAACGGGGACCGAAAGUCGACAAACCUUGUAAAAGGUCUCACAGCAUAAUACGAGACGAUAAAACUAACGACCAAAUGAAAAACAGGAACAGUAAAACGAGUCUUAUGAAAACUGUUACACGAAAAAAAUCCGCAGCCAGCAAUAUGGCCAGAAAUUAUAGCAAGAAACUGGCAAAUGAGUUUAGGCAUUACGGAAUAAAAUCCAAAAGAGUGAUAAAAGAACACAAAAAGUUGCAGCCUACGGCUUCUAAACCAAUUCCGGGUAGUCUGAUCGAGCUUUGUCAUCCGGAAUUGAACACACAGAACAGUCACAAGAGGAGUGACCGCGGUCUGACAAAAACGCAUUACAGUGAUGUUGCUGCUACGGAAGAAAGUGUUCUUAUUGAUAUAAUUAUGGACGAUAUGGAAGAAACAAUAGCUUUACGUCGUUCUAUAGGAACCGAUGCCGACAUGGAUUUUGCUGUUAUGGACCAAGAAGAAGUUUUAGACAACGUUGAAAACAUUGCAAAAGAUAGUAUUCACGAUAAAUUGCAAAUGACAUCAGAAAAUGUUCAGUCUCAAACGAUAUUUUUAUAUGAUAUCAAUGAACCGAGCACGUCCAAAGGGGUGCGUCAUGUUAGUAUGGACGUACAGUGUGGCACAGACCCGAUGACUCCUGCCACAUUUGGCGCGCUUACACCACCGUCAUCUGUCACCAAAAUACCUAAUGUAUUCUCGAAUGGAAUAACAAUAGGAGAUUCCUUAACAAAUGUAACUUCGAAAGGCAAUAGCUUAAAUUUUGGACCCUCUAAUAAUAACGAUAUUCAGAAUUUUGGACCAGUAUGUUCCAGAGUAAAACCAAUUUUUUCGAAAGGAAUCAAAAUUGAAGAUUCCCCAGAUAACAUUUUCGCGAAGAGGCAUACUGAUUUAAGCACUUCCACAGAUGGCCGUAACCAAACAUCGGCUAUGCGUACAAAAAAAAUGGGAAUUAAUUCAGAAUGUGGCACUUAUACGCAAAACCUAUAUGACAAGGGAACUUUGUCUCCAACACUCAAAAGCUCUGGAGUCAUGACUGAUGGAAAUAUUGCAGACCGUUACCGGCAUUCACAUGAAUUAUCUCAAGCUUUUACUAAAGGAAUUGAAGGAGUCAAACUAAGUCCAUUGAAGUCUGACGUACUGCCUAAGAAAAGUAUUGAUUUUGGUACGUCACCAAAUGAUAUUGUUACCGUCGCCGAAGAAAAUGUUACUAUAAGCGCUAGACCUCAGUCCCCGGAUGCUUUUACUCGAAGUAGAAGAAAUGAUUCGCUUUCAAAUAUAUUAUCUAAUUUUAAUACUUUUGCGAAUCGUCGUGGUUAUACGGGUCGAGGCAGUCCCCCUGGAAGAUCGCCUAUUAGGUACUCUACAGGUGUUAGAAUCCACGAUUCGAUACCGGAAAUAGGAAUCAAUUCAGAUAUUGGUGCUACAGAGAUGGAAAAGGAAUGUGAAAUGUGCAGAACAAUAAGCCCCCGAGUGAAAUCUCCAGUAGUUUUUAAAUAUAAAAUUAGAAAUUUACUAACUGGUGCGGGGUCAAGCCAUACUGAUGUUGGCACGUAUACCAAUGAAAGAGACUCGAAACGCGUCGAACAGUCAUCUGAAGUUAGCGGUUCUUUAACUGAUUUGACUAAAUAUAAUACGUCCUGUGGGACAAAUGAUGAUGCUAGUCGUUGCACAGAUUCUCCAAGAAAUAUAAAGAUUGGAGAUUCGUUUUCAGAUAUGAAACAACAUAAUGAAGAUACAUAUGCAAAUACAAUGAAAUGUGUGAAUAGAUCAUUAACGUUAUCGCCGAAAACAAUAAGUUUUGGUAUUAAAGUUAAAGAUUUUGAUGCGAAUGUUAUAAAAAAAUUAGAGAUUUCUACAACUCGCGUUGAGUUAAUGUCAGAUUGCCAGCCUUAUUUAUCUCCAAAACACUUAGGGUCUCCUACAAAGACAGAGUUGCUGAAGCCAGUAUCGAGUACAAUGAAAACAGAGGACUCUUGCUCAGAAUAUUGUGGAAGCAACUACUAUAGUCCUCUACGUGUUGAAACAAAUUCAUCCAUACAUACAAGUGAUCUCGGGGUUAAGGAAUCCUCAAGCAGAGAUGUUGCGGUGAACAAUAGCGUGUCGCCGACUAGAGCACUGCGACGAAAAUUGAGCUGCGGUGGCAUUCAUAUACAUAGCUACAAAGAGAAACAAGUCUGUGAAGAUAUUGUGUACCAAGGAGAAUGGCAGCGACAAGUGCCCCAAAUUCCAAGAAAAAAGAUUAUUCCUGUAAUUAUGAAAAAAGUACCUGAAAUAUCAUCGGAGAGAAUAAAUGGCAGAAAAGCCUUUUCGAGGGAUAGAAUACAGUUAAGAAAGCAAGAAAAAAGGCACGAGAUGAAAAUUGAGCAGAAGAAAUCAGUGCAAAUACGAAAUAUUAAAGUGGUUAAACUGAAACAGGAAGUUGUUAAUAAAACUGAACAAUUGAGAAAAGUAACUCGCCCCAGUUCAGUGAAAUCUAAAACCAAUUAUAAAAAAUCAUCAAUACCAACUCUGAUCAAAACAGCGAAAGUAAAUAAUAAAAAUGUUACAAAGGUGUCAUCUAAAAUAACAAUGAGGCAAGUAAACUAUUACUUAGGUACUUUAUUAUUGCAAAAAAUGAAUCUAUUAAGACAAUCCUUUUUAAAAUUGACAUUAUUUUUUUAGUCUGUUCCACCUAAAAAUACUAGAAAUGUGCACAUUGCGAAAAAACCUACAACAAGUGUGUCUUCGUACAUGAAAAAGGAUUCUGAUAUCAAAACAGAACCAAUAAAAAAAGAUUUGGUCAAAAAGUCUUAUUUGCCACCAUAUUUGAGAAAAAAAAAGUUAAUGUCCAACCAGAAUAAUUUUAACCAGAGCAAUGAUUCAACCAAUACAAUAAUUAAGGUUAAUAAAGUAUCCACAAAAGAACAAUUGGUUACUAAUACACGAAUUAACACUGAACGAUUAAAAACUGAUUUAAUCAAAUAUCACAAUAUCCCUUAUAAUGAUAUAAGUUACAUAGUGUUUCGUAACGAACUUGAGAAUACAAAUUUAAAUGUCACUAAUAGUCAGACGACAGAUAAUACAACCAAGACGGGAACUAGCAGUAGAAGAAUUAAUUCAAAUAAUCGGUCUUCUAGUCCUAUGUCACUAAAUAGUUCAACAUGUUCGACACCGGACAGUGUAGCAACAGUUCGAGCAAUGUCAACUCGAUCAAAAGUAUCGACCAGGCGACAUUCAACAUCUUCUAAUAAAAGCAGCAUGGGAAACACUGAUUCUGAGACAGCUCCACCACGAAACAGAAAAUUGACUAAAAGAAUAAAAACGAAUAAAAAGCCAGAUGUAAAAGAUAAUAACAAAGAGAAUCUUCCUGAGUCAUCCACAAAAUGUCCUGAAAAAGGACUGCAAAUUGUUAAAAGUGCAUUCGGUCGCAGUAAAAAAGUAUUUAUGGCUCAAUUCGCGACUGACAGUAAUAUAGGUAUUAACAUUAAACAUCAAACUCCAACAAAAUCUAGUGUGAAAAUUCCAGCAAUAGAAAAUAAUGAAGAUAAAAAAAGACUAAAGGCUCCAAAUGUUUCCAAGAAAACAUCCUCGCAGUCACAUGAUUCUGCAUAUGCUGAUGAUAAAAAAAGUCAAGGUAGUCCUGCGUCCGAGAGUUCAAACAUGGUGUUUUUGUUAGAACCUUGUACACAAUUUCCUUUAGUUCAGGAAAGUGUAUCUCAGGCUGCAACAUCCGAAGAGCAAGUGGACGUAGUGAAAGUGGUUGACAGCGAUUUAUUGACUGAAUGGCUUGAAAGUGGUAAUGCUGUGGAGAGAGAUAACACAGAGAAGGCUAUUUUAGCGGCUAUGAGACAAAUUGUGGAAGAAAGAUUGAAUUUUAUAGACAGUUCAACAAAUGAAGUAUACGCCGUAGAAACAACAAGCACUUUUGAGGAAAAAAAUGAUACUGACGACAAUUCUUCGCUAAAGAGCUAUAAGACAGUAAUUCUAACAAGUGCAGGUGUAAUGGAUUUAAAUAAUACAUUGACCAGCGAGAUAGAAAAUGUUAUGAAUCAUAGCUUAGAUGCUAUCACGGGUGACGAAUCGGGGACCAGUUUAGGAUACGAAACUGGAACAAAUGAAUUGGAUUUACUGUCAUUUAAAUCUAUAACUUCAACUCCAAGAUACUCAGAGUACUUCUCAGCUGACAAUGAACGAACUGGAGACAAUACAGAUGCAUCGUCACCUCGAGCGGAAACCUCUGUUCGGGACAUAUUUGAGAGGAAAGACCUCAAUUUCGUUCAGCCUACUCCUGGAAUUCUUGCUGUCCAAGCUUUUAGUGGGUUUUCAAUGAAUGAAGAACCAGUUGUUGGCGAUCAACCGGAUUAUGUAAAUCUUGUAGAUUCCGAGACUGGUAGCGUUGCCGUGGAUUAUACGAGACAAGCUACAUCAGAAGAAUUAUUCGUGUCAGGCAGGUCAUCUGAGAGUUACGAAUCUUGCGUUAUUGACGAGGACGCAGUUGUUCCAAAUUGGCUUUUCAAUAUAAUGAAUCGUCAGCAAUCGGUUGACGAAGAAGAGGAAGAAGAGGAGGAUCAUCAGGAAUUGGUGCCCUUGCCUAUGCCGCUUGUGGAUCCGGUGUAUGACGUGAAUGGGAACGUGGUGGAGCCUGGUAUAGGACUGGGUGCGGGCGCUGGCGAUGGCCGUGGUAUGCAUAGUGACCACUCGCAGGAUAGCUCAGGCCGCGGCUCCUCGCUUAGUACUACUGAUACUUCUUCAGGCCAACAGAGUGAGGCGAUUCUAAUCGACCCGUCAGCAUUCACGGCGCAGUUCGAGCUAAUGCACGAGCCGAUUAGCAGUUCUAUGGCGGUCACUACACUGGUGGUCCCCGUGGAAUCGCCCGAGGCUCUGGCGCUUCGACAAGGAGGGACUGAAGGUCAGCAGAGCAGUACUCGCAAUGAGGGCGUGAGGUUGCCAAACCCCCUGCUGCUUACGAGCGAUGGUGAAGCAGACGUGAGUUCUCUGGACACGGACGACGCGCCCGGUGACGCUGACGUCCGAGACUCCUCUGACAACUAAAGGUUUGACGUUUAAACAUUUGUUUUUCUCCGUGUAAAUUUUGACCAAGGAACGGCUACAUUCGGCCACGUGUGUUAUGUUUGAAAUUGUGACGCAACGUUUCUGGCUUUGCAAAGUUAUUGUGAGAAGUUGACAUUGAAAUAAAUUAUUGUACUUUC
Pectinophora gossypiella (pink bollworm) is the source of this 7918-nucleotide messenger RNA. RefSeq lists its product as uncharacterized. Gene Ontology annotation, molecular function: RNA methyltransferase activity; O-methyltransferase activity. Gene Ontology annotation, biological process: RNA methylation; siRNA processing; piRNA processing. The record is from RefSeq and is a predicted model, not a curated record. NCBI's taxonomy places the organism in Eukaryota, Metazoa, Arthropoda, Insecta, Lepidoptera, Gelechiidae. Gene Ontology annotation, cellular component: cytoplasm; nucleus.